CGCUCGCGAUCAGUUCGUUGCGGCACUUUAGCCUCGAGAUUUGUUCCCGCUCGAGUCCGGUGGAAUUUGUCGAUUCUCAGGUUCGAGGUCGAAAACGCAAAGUCGGGGCUAGUGUGAUUACGUUUGUUGUGAAUUGCUUAGUGCGCCAAGUGGGAAAUAUCCCCGCAAAAUGAAGUCAACGUUACGAAUUGGGGAUUUUGGAGUUUUUUUGGUCACCUGCCUGCUGUUGUUCACAGUUCUGAAAACAGUUCAAGCCCAACAAAGCUGCAGAAACCCAAACCAGAAUAGGGGCACAUGCGUAUCUAUAUAUGAUUGUCCUAGUCUAUUUUCCGUGGUCCAACAAAGCCCCCUGACUUCCGAGGAUCGAAAUUUCCUUUUAACUUCAAGAUGUUAUAAUGGAGUUGGUCGUCAACCGCUUGUAUGCUGUACAAAUGACAGGGGAUUCGGGGUCCAAGAGACUACACCACGUCCACCUCCAGUGACUCCGACUCCCGCUCGAAAUAAUGGAGGUCAGCCGGGUCAACAAGGUCAGGGAAAUCUACUACCAUCACCUCCAAAUUGUGGACCAAAUUCAUUUAUGAACAAGAUCUACAAUGGCAAUGAUACAGCUCUCGACGAAUUUGUCUGGAUGGUACUUCUGGAAUAUGUUGAUCGCACUGGACGUCGUGAACUUAGCUGUGGUGGCAGCUUGAUCAACAAUCGCUAUGUCCUGACUGCUGCCCAUUGUGUGACUGGUGAUGUUUUACGGGAAGUGGGAAGUUUAACCACAGUUCGCUUGGGUGAAUACGAUACAAGCAAGGACUUGGAUUGCAUUGAUAACAAUUGCAACCAGCCAAUUAUUGAAAGGGGCAUCGAGGAGACUAUUGUGCAUCCCAAUUAUGAUCCGGUUAAUAAGGAUCGCACUCACGACAUAGCUCUCCUUCGCCUUGAUCCCCCUGUCUUGCUAAAUGAAUACAUCCAGCCAGUCUGCCUGCCUUUGGUCAGCACCCGACAGGCCAUCAACACGGGAGAACUGUUGGUGGUCAGCGGAUGGGGACGUACAACCACAUCCCGGAAGAGCACCAUUAAGCAGAAACUUAACCUGGCCAUUAACGAUCCCGCGACCUGCCGGAGAAAGUUCGCCACGAGGAAUAUCAACUUGAGCGAUUCGCAACUGUGCGCGGGCGGAGAAUUCUACAAGGAUAGCUGCGAUGGAGACUCUGGCGGACCGCUAAUGCGGGAGGGAUUCAACCAUGCCUGGUACCAGGAGGGCGUGGUUUCUUUCGGAAAUCGGUGCGGGCUGGAGGGAUGGCCAGGUGUCUACACCCGAGUCUCCGACUACGUAGACUGGAUCCUGGCGACCAUUCGACCCUGAGGGUCGAGUACUAUGCCGGCCAUUGCGAAUCCAAAUGCCUCUUAUGUUCGAAUGAAGUUUUAAUUAAAGCACAGUCGAAAGUGUUUUUCGGGACAGGGCUCCCGUCUUUUAA
Messenger RNA from Drosophila ananassae, 1466 nucleotides. It is a transcript of the gene Sp7, whose product is annotated as serine protease 7. Gene Ontology annotation, biological process: proteolysis. The transcript is spliced from 5 exons. The coding region runs from base 170 to 1354 and encodes 394 amino acids. Lineage: Eukaryota; Metazoa; Arthropoda; Insecta; Diptera; Drosophilidae. The record is from RefSeq and is a predicted model, not a curated record. Gene Ontology annotation, molecular function: serine-type endopeptidase activity.